ACAUCAAAAUAAACCCUCGAACAGUUUUUUAAGAAACUCAUUAUAGGUUGUUGGUGCAAAACCCAAGUAUUACAAGAUUGGAUCUUUCCAAAGGAUUCUUAGGGAUAUGAAUAUGAAAAACAAUGAAAGACAGGAAACAUGAUUGCCAUGGACAUUCAUGGACCACCGGAUAAAAUUGCAAGUUUUAGGGAAAAUAAGCUCAAUGCAUGUCGUGAAAAAGAGUAUUUGAAGUCGAGGUGCAUCCUGCGAACAACUUGGGGCCCAGAAGGAUUGCUACAAUUUGAAAAAGUUCAUGAAUGUUUGCACAGAAAGUGCAUCUGUAGAUACUCUUUCUUUAGUACACAGUAAAGGGAGACUAAAGAGCUUAAUAGGGUUUAGGGUGAAUGCUCUUCCCAUUGUGGAGAAGAGCAGAAUCAAUGGGAACGCUAUCAUGGAAUGCUACUGCUUUCCUUUCUGCGGCAGCAACGUCCAAGCAGCGUCAUUUUCGUAGCAGCACUGUCACAUGGGAAAGCAGACUAGAGGUCACUGCUCCAGAAAAGAGAGGCCGUGCCCCACUUUUGGGAUGGAACAUGCCCGACAGAUGGACUCUGCCGCUCGAUAUGCGUCCUCCGGCCGCGCUCCCUGACCCAAAUUGAAAAAUCAUGUAUGCUAUCUUAGGAGUUCGAAACUGUUACAUAAAAAAGCUUUAUCUCCAAGCCGACAUUCACCAAAAGAGAGGGAAAAUAGAAAAAUCUUAGGCUUUGUUGCCCAUUUUUCACCCACGUAGCAGCAAAGGGGAGAGUGUUUUGCUGUUUGAUGUUAACGAAAGUUUGAAGAGCUUCAUGGCAUGACAUGAUAUCAACACUUGGUUACCCUGCAAGUCUCACACGUUUCUGGAACAUAACGGAAGUCUUGGCACAAUGCAAUGAGAGUAGAAGUUUCAGGAUUUGAUUUAAUAUUUGAUCUACAUGGCAAAACAGAAAGGGAGGCAUAGCACGUACUUGUGGGUUUGGCGAAGUUCCGGGGUUUUAUGAAAAUCUCCCUUAUGUUGAUCUUGUGUAUCAGCCACUGGGUGAUAUUAAGAUUGAUUUUGGUGCUCCUCAUAAACGUUUUGAUGUUAAUAGUUAUAAAGAGAGCUGGAUUUAGACACAGGGUUGCGUUCUAAAUUUAGCCUAAUUUGAGCACGGACGGGAACGGUUUCCGAGCCGUAUUUGUGCCAGUGGAGGAGGGGUCGCGUUUCCUCCAACCUUGUUUUAAGGUGGAUGCUCUCCCCAUUGUGGAGAAGAGCAGAAUUAAUGGGAGCGCUAUCAUGGAGUGCUACUACUUUCCUUUCUGCGGCAGCAACGUCCAAGCAGCGUCAUUUUCGUAGCAGCAUUGUCACAUGGGAAAGCAGACUAGAGGUCACUGCUCCCGAAAAGACAGGCCGCGCCCCUCUUUUGGGAUGGAACAUGCCCGACAGAUGGACUCUGCCGCUCAAUUGGCAUCCUCCGGCUGCGCUCCCCGACCCAAACUUUCUCUGUACAUUUUGGGAAUUAUGGUAGCUAUGGAGCCAAUAGCAGCAGUGAUAGAUGGAAAAGCUAUUGCACAAGAAAUAAGAAAUGAAGUUGCAGUGGAAGUAUCCAAAAUGAGAGAUGCACUUGGAAAGGUUCCUGGUUUAGCUGUGGUGCUAGUUGGAGCAAGAAAGGAUUCAGAGACCUAUGUUCGCAGCAAGAAAAAAGCUUGUGUAGAGGCAGGAAUUGCAUCACUAGGCAUUGACUUGCCAGAAGAUUCCAGUGAAGAGGAAGUUGAAAAGGCUGUUAGGACUUUCAACGAUGAUCCAUCCAUUCAUGGUGUUUUAGUACAACUUCCUCUUCCACAGCAUAUCAAUGAGGAGAAGAUCUUGAAUACUAUUAGCAUUGAAAAAGAUGUCGAUGGUUUCCAUCCUUUAAAUAUUGGACGGUUAGCAAUGCAAGGGAGAAAGCCUUUAUUUGUACCUUGUACACCAAAAGGAUGCAUAGAGUUGCUGCUUCGAUCUGGAAUAGAUAUGAUGGGAAAGAAGGCAGUUGUGAUAGGCCGUUCCAAUAUUGUUGGGAUGCCUGUUUCGAUGCUUUUGCAAAGACACAAUGCAACCGUUACUAUUGUGCAUUCCUAUACCAAAAAUCCUACAGAUUUUACUCGUGAAGCAGAUAUUCUUGUUGCUGCAGCAGGUGUGCCAAAUUUGGUUCGUGGUGAUUGGCUGAAACCUGGUGCAGUAGUAAUUGAUGUUGGCAUAAAUGCAGUAGAGGAUCCUAAUGCUAAAAGAGGAUACCGAUUAGUUGGUGAUGUUUGCUAUGAAGAGGCUUCAAGAAUAGCUUCAGCAAUAACUCCUGUACCUGGCGGUGUUGGCCCAAUGACUAUUGCGAUGCUUCUGUCCAAUACUCUAGAGUCAGCAAAACGGGCAUAUGGGUUCAAUUGAGAUUUUUGAUGUUUGAUCUAGGCCUUUUGCAAUAGGCUUCAGAUUUGUAAUAACACGGGUUUUACGAGGCUUAUAAAUUAGUUACCUAUUACUGUAAGUAUUAAAAAGAUUUAAUUUUUGCCGUAAGGCAUUUUUUGGAGGCUUUAGGCAUGUAUACGAGAAUUUAGGACUAGAUGAUUACAUUUUCUUUACGUGGAGACAACUGUAACAUAAAUUGUUAGUUUCUAAUACUUAGUGAAAUCACUGACCUUUUUUUCUA
Molecule: messenger RNA, 2672 nt
Organism: Cryptomeria japonica (Japanese cedar)
Lineage: Eukaryota; Viridiplantae; Streptophyta; Pinopsida; Cupressales; Cupressaceae
Product: bifunctional protein FolD 2
Exons: 6
Coding region: 1361-2413 (350 amino acids)
Biological process (GO): tetrahydrofolate interconversion
Cellular component (GO): cytosol
Molecular function (GO): methylenetetrahydrofolate dehydrogenase (NADP+) activity; methenyltetrahydrofolate cyclohydrolase activity
Source: RefSeq, a predicted model, not a curated record